AUGGAGAUCACCGCGGCCACGCUGCUUCUGCUGCUCCUCGGCCUCUCCUGCCUGGUCGUCUACCUCCGCGGGAAGGGCCAGCGGAAGAGGGGGUGUUUGCCCCCAGGCCCCCGCCCGCUGCCCCUGCUGGGGAACCUGCUGCAGCUCGAUACCAAGGACAUGGCCAAAUCCCUUCUCACGUCUCUGGUGCCCUCCCUUCACUGCUCCGUGCCCCCCGCCCCAGGCAUCGCCCUGAGCAACGGGGAGAAGUGGAAAGUCCUGCGGAGAUUCGCCCUGCAGACGCUGCAGAACUUCGGCAUGGGCAAGCGGAGACUGGAGGAGCGGAUCCAGCAGGAGGCGCAGUGCCUGGGGCAGGAACUCGCCCACACGCAAUCCACGCCCUUCGACCCCACCUUCCUCAUCAGCCAGGCCGUCUCCAACGUCAUCUGCUCCAUCAUCUUCGGCGACCGCUUCGACUACCAGGACGGGAGCUUCCUCACCUUGGUCGGCCUCAUGAACCAGAACUUCCAGCUGCUCAGCUCCCCGUGGGGGCAGAUGUACAACAUCUUCCCCGGCCUCAUGUCCUGCCUGCCGGGGCCUCACAACAGGAUCGUUGAGAACUUCGAGCAGGUGAAGCUCUUUGUGCUGGAGCGGGUGAAGAUGCACCAGGAAUCCUUUGACCUCAACUUCCCCCGUGACUUCAUCGACUACUUCCUCCUCAAGAUGGAGCAGAAAAAACAGGACCCACUGAGCUACUUCCACACGGAAACCCUGGUGAUGACCACGCACAUCCUGUUCUUCGCGGGCACGGAGACCGUCAGCACCACCCUGCGCUACGGCUUCCUGCUCCUCAUGAAGUACCCAGAGAUCCAGG
Messenger RNA from Chrysemys picta bellii (western painted turtle), 853 nucleotides. NCBI's taxonomy places the organism in Eukaryota, Metazoa, Chordata, Testudines, Emydidae. The record is from RefSeq and is a predicted model, not a curated record.